CCUAGCCGCUUCCUCCCCGGAGGCCCCGCCCUCAUCGAGCACGCCCCUGCUCUGCCUCCCUGACCUGCACCGUCUGGGCCCCUUCAUGCCUCUCUAAGCUUGUUCUGGCCUCCCGCGGCCCCCCACAACUCCCCUGUACCUGCAUGUUCUUUCCAUCAACCCUGCUUCUCCCGCACCGACCCAGCCUUCUCCCCGCAUGUGCUUAGUAAAUAGUGCGGAGGCCGGAUGGUGGUGGACCUCGGAGGUCCCUGCUUUCGAGAGGCCCUCGCCCCAUGAGAGAGCCAGUAGUAAGGAGUUUAGAGGCCUGGUGAUAAGUGUUUAAUGAAGGAAGCAUAGUAUUGCGAUGCUAAGAGGUGGGACUAGAGUUGUCCCCCCCUUGCUGGAAGGGCAGGCUGGCCUUUUCCCCAAGUGCCGUUGGCUUCUGCUGAUGCGGAAUCUUGGCCCCAACCACUGUCCCUUAAAUUCUUGGGAAUUAGUAAAAUCUUGUCAUGGGCCCUUUUAACCAAAGUUGGUAGUGACUCCCACAGCUCAUGGGUCCACCACAGUGUGCUCUGCAGGAAGUUGGAGGCAAGAGACAGGCACCAUGACGACCCUGGAUGAUAAGUUGCUGGGGGAGAAGCUGCAAUACUAUUACAGCAGCAGUGAGGAUGAGGACAGCGACCAUGAAGACAAGGAUGGGGGCAGGGGUGCGCUGGCUGGCACUUCGAUGCCAGCAGAUGCUGAGUUGGCAGGCGAAGGCAUCUCAGUCAACACAGGUCCAAAAGGGGUGAUAAAUGACUGGCGCCGCUUCAAACAGUUGGAGACAGAGCAAAGGGAGGAGCAGUGUCAGGAAAUGGAAAGGCUGGUCAAGAAGCUGUCAAUGACAUGCAGGUCCCAUCUGGAUGAAGAGGAGGACCAACACAGGCAGAAGGACCUCCAGGAGAAGAUCAGCGGGAAGAUGACUCUGAAGGAGUUUGCCGUGAUGAAUGAGGACCAAGAUGACGAAGAGUUUCUCCAAAAGUAUAGGAAGCAGAGAAUGGAAGAGAUGCGGCAGCAGCUUCAUAAGGGGCCCCAGUUCAAGAAGGUUUUUGAGAUCCCUAGUGGAGAAGGGUUUUUGGACAUGAUUGAUAAAGAACAGAAAAGCACCCUCAUCAUGGUCCAUAUUUAUGAGGAUGGCAUUCCGGGGACCGAAGCCAUGAAUGGCUGCAUGAUUUGCCUUGCUGCCGAGUACCCAGCUGUCAAAUUUUGCCGAGUCAAGAGCUCAGUUAUUGGGGCCAGCAGUCGCUUCACCAGGAAUGCCCUUCCUGCCCUGCUGAUCUACAAAGGUGGUGAAUUGAUUGGCAAUUUUGUUCGUGUCACUGACCAGCUGGGGGAAGAUUUCUUCGCUGUGGACCUUGAAGCUUUUCUACAGGAAUUUGGAUUGCUCCCAGAAAAGGAAGUCUUGGUGCUGACGUCCGUGCGUAACUCUGCCACCUGUCACAGUGAGGAUAGCGAUUUGGAAAUAGAUUGAACUGCCAGUCUAAUUGCAUAGAUUUCUCAUUGUUUGGGCUGGAAGACACAUGUCUGGGUAUUUAUUUCUGUUCCUUCCUGUGUCAUGUGGUUUUUCAGCUGUUCUUUGUAGUCCCUUUUAUUAUAUGUAAAGGCAAGAAAUUCUUAGAUUAAAUGGGAAUGUUGCAUCACCUUGUGGCUAGCAGUAAAGUGACUUAAAAUUGUAUAAACAGGAAGCCGGGCUUUUGAACUGUUUACUUAAGAUUCUCUAGCAUGACAUCUCUGUUAUUGUUUCUAGUCAAUAUUUACAUAACAUCCUAAAGACAGUGUCCUGGAAAUUGUCUUCAGACCUCAGAGCUCUCUGCCAGGCCUGGGAGUAUAAUUCUGUAGUUAGUGUGUUAUUUGCAACAUAAAUAGUGUGUCUCCUUCAUCAAGAUUAUAAAUUGUAUUUACUUGUAAUCAGAUCCAUAGUCCUGGAAGGCAGGACUAAAUUUUUAAAUUUUUACCUGAGACCGUUCUCCACCAGGGUCUUGUUUAAAGGUUCCAGACAAUGUAUGUUUGUCCCAUCAAGAGGGCAGCUUGAUGCUGGAGCCAGUGCCCUGCUCAAGCAUUAUUAAGUCUUGAAGAGGAGGAAAGAUUGAUGCUGCCUGCCCUCCUGAUGCUGGAAGGCCAGCUUGAUUUAAGAAUCAGAGCUGAUUUGAAGCUGGGAAGCCUUUUUUAAAGGAGGGUUUCUCAAUAAGAUACUCCUGCUCAUUUUUUGUCUGUCUGUCUUUUAUUUAACAAUGUGACUUUUUGUUUUCAUGUAGCUUUUUAAAAAUCUUCCUCUCAAUCUCUCCCUCCCUCUCUCUCUGUCUCUCUCUCUUUUUGCAUAUUAGAAAAGUAAUAUUUAACAGAGGAACAUUUGCCAAACAACAGAAGUGAAAAGAAGAAAGAAUAAUAUCUAAUGUUGCCCAGAAGAAAACACUAUUAAUAUUUUGGCAUAUUUCCCUCCAUCGUAUUUUCUUUGUAGACGUAGACAUUUUGGUUGUUUGUAAACAAAACAAUGGGAUCAUUCUGAACAUACUGUUUUAUAGUAUGGUCAGCUAUUAUAGAUCAAACUUUUUUUUCAUGUUAUUAAAUAAUCUGCAACACUGUAAAAAUGGCCAUCGACAGUCCACCAUGUAGAUAAUGCUGAGUUACUUGGUGGUUAUGUCUUAAAAAAAAAAACAAUGACUUUUUACUACAAAAGUAAUAGAUGUCCAUUGUAGAAAAUGUAACACAAAUUGUUAAGCUAAAAAGAGAUUUUAAAAGUCCUAUAAUUAAAAUAAUAAAUAAAUAAAGUCCUGUAAUUCCACCAACCAAAAAUUAUCCGCAUUAUCAUUUUUACAGAUAUCCUUGUCUUUUCUAUUUGUUUUUUUCUAGUCUUUUCAAUUUGUAUUCAUAUUUAUAAUAAUGAUUGUCAUUUGAUAUUUUUAGCUUUUUUUUUUUUUUUUUUUUACUUAAAAUGGUGUACAUUCUAAGGUCAGGGAAAAUGUAAUGUGGAAUUAAAAGAUUAACUUUAAAAUUCA
Canis lupus familiaris (dog) is the source of this 3014-nucleotide messenger RNA. RefSeq names its product phosducin like (gene PDCL). The record is from RefSeq and is a predicted model, not a curated record. NCBI's taxonomy places the organism in Eukaryota, Metazoa, Chordata, Mammalia, Carnivora, Canidae. Bases 584 to 1489 code for a protein of 301 amino acids. The transcript has 4 exons. Gene Ontology annotation, biological process: regulation of G protein-coupled receptor signaling pathway.